AAGUGCGGCCCCGACCUCCGCGCAAACGGCGGGCCUCACCUGGGCUCCAGGAAGAGGCGCCCCGGGCCCGGGAGGUCUGGUCCCGCUCGUGCCCUCGUCUCCGCGUUCUCCGCCAUCCAGUUCCGAGACUCCCCCUCCUCUGCCGCUGCGCCCGCUUUCUGGUGGGUGGGCGCUUCUUUCCGCGACACUUUGCAGACGCUCCCCUGCGCUGGGCAUGGGCGCCGCCACUGCCGUCGGUCCCGGGGCUGGAGUCCGUGCCCCGUGCCCCCAAGGACUCAACUGCUGGGUCUGCCAGAAGCCUCGAUAUGAAUGACAGAAACAACCAUAGGCGGACAAUGAAGGAUGAAGAGACUUUUGAGAUCUCCAUUCCCUUCGAAGAGGCACCCCAUUUAGACUCACAGAUCUUCUAUAGUCUGAGUCCCUCACGGAGAAAUUUUGAGGAGCCUCCAGAGGCCACCUCCCCAACCCUGGCCCUGAUGAACAGUGUUAAGACCCAGCUGCACAUGGCACUUGAGAGGAACUCGUGGUUGCAGAAGCGCAUUGAGGACCUGGAGGAGGAGAGGGACUUUUUGCGGUGUCAGCUGGACAAAUUCAUUUCCUCUGCCCGGAUGGAUGCAGAGGACCACUGCCGGAUGAAGCCUGGACCUCGGAGGGCUGAUGGGGACAGCCGGGCUGGGGUUGGGGGAGAAGCCUCAGACCCUGAGUCAGCAGCCUCCUCCUUCAGCGGGUUGUCCGAAGAGGGAAGUGCCAGUGAAAGGAAGAGGCAGAAGCAAAAGGGAAGUGCUGGCCGGAGGAGAUUUGGGAAGCCCAAGGCUCGAGAGAGGCAACGGGUGAAGGAUGCUGAUGGGGUCCUGUGCCGCUACAAGAAGAUCCUGGGCACCUUCCAGAAGCUGAAGAGCAUGUCCAGAGCUUUUGAGCACCACCGUGUGGACAGGAACACCGUGGCGCUGACCACGCCCAUCGCAGAGCUACUCAUUGUGGCUCCCGAAAAGCUGGCUGAGGUGGGAGAGUUCGAUCCAUCCAAGGAGCGCCUGCUAGAGUAUUCCCGCCGCUGCUUCCUGGCACUGGACGACGAGACUCUCAAGAAGGUGCAGGCUCUCAAGAAGAGCAAACUGCUCCUGCCAAUCACCUACCGCUUCAAGCGGUGAUGCCGCCGCCCCAUACACCUCCCUGCCCAGCAGAGUGCCAGGCCUGGUUUCCCCGGGCGCCGCCAGGGCUAGAAGCUGCCCUUCGAGAGCACUAGGCCCGGUCUCUCGGCCGCACACGUUAGGCACCCCACCUCCAUUUCACUCCGCAAGGGCUGCCAGCUCUGCCUCCCUAGCCAGGAGUAGCCCAUCUGCAUCCCACGCGAAGACAGAGCAUUAUUCUGAGAGUUUAAAUUAAAGAGACAUGAAAAUUUUCAAUAAA
Rattus norvegicus (Norway rat) is the source of this 1407-nucleotide messenger RNA. It is a transcript of the gene Ccdc106, whose product is annotated as coiled-coil domain containing 106. The transcript is spliced from 6 exons. Gene Ontology annotation, cellular component: nucleus. Bases 306 to 1148 code for a protein of 280 amino acids. Lineage: Eukaryota; Metazoa; Chordata; Mammalia; Rodentia; Muridae. The record is from RefSeq and is marked inferred.